AUGGCGCCGACGACAUUGCAACACCGUCGCACCCACAAUCUGCUAUUGAUUUCGAAACUUUUAUCUCAACGCGAGAAUGUGUCGCCAUUCACUCUGAUUGUGGAUAAUUUGGAGCAAUCUGGAAAACCUGUGUUGAGAGAAUAUGUCCGCCGGGCUACGGCAGCAAAGACCGAAGUUAUCUUCGUAUCGUUCGAGACGUUGAAGAAACCGAAAGAUGUUGGUGUUUUUGUCAAGGCUUGGGAGAGUGGUGUGCAGCAGGCUCAGAAGGAGGUUGGCGCAUUAAUCGCGAAGGCGACACAGACACAGCAGCGCAAGCUUCUGAUCAUCGACAACCUCAAUACACUGGCUUCGGAUCCAUCAACAGCAGCGAACCUUCCAGCACUUCUAUCUUCCUUUCUAUCACCUACAGUAUCACUGGUAGCAGUGUACCACGCUGAUAUUCCGACUCCACCAAGCAUAACUUCAGCAUCACCAUACACACCUCAGCCGCUUACAGUACUCAAGUACCUAGCGACCACAAUUCUAACCACACACGCACUUAACCACAUCCUCACAGCAAAGGCAGCACGCGAACGCAGUGUCGCUGAGCCCGUCUUCGGCCUAGCCGAAGAGACCGAAGGUAUACUGCUUGGUCUCGGCGGUAACUCACCCUCAGGCUUAGUCCUCGAGAUGGAGUACCGCCGUAAGUCCGGCCGUGGUGUACGAGAGUGGUACUUCCUGCCUCACCCAUCACUGCAGAAGCACGAAGCUGUCGGUGUGAGGAAUAGAUUCAAGGAGACUGUUAUGCUUCUGGAGGAUCAUGUGCUAUAUCGCAGGCCUGCUGAAGAGAAGGAGCAGGCCGGAGAUGACAUGGACGUCACGUUCGAACUGGGGCUUACAGACAGGCAAAGGCAGGCCAGAGAGGGUGUUGUUCUGCCGUACUUUGAUGCGCAGAAGGGUGGUGGCGAGGGCGGUAGGAUUCUAUAUGAUAUGGGCGAGGAGGAUGACUUUGAUGAGGAAGAAGAUGAGAUUUGA
Messenger RNA from Aureobasidium pullulans EXF-150, 1014 nucleotides. RefSeq lists its product as uncharacterized. Bases 1 to 1014 code for a protein of 337 amino acids. Gene Ontology annotation, molecular function: tRNA binding. Gene Ontology annotation, biological process: tRNA wobble uridine modification. Lineage: Eukaryota; Fungi; Ascomycota; Dothideomycetes; Dothideales; Saccotheciaceae. Gene Ontology annotation, cellular component: elongator holoenzyme complex; cytosol; nucleus. The record is from RefSeq and is a predicted model, not a curated record. The transcript is spliced from 3 exons.